Molecule: messenger RNA, 312 nt
Organism: Ostertagia ostertagi
Lineage: Eukaryota; Metazoa; Nematoda; Chromadorea; Rhabditida; Trichostrongylidae
Source: the annotation of a GenBank genome assembly
AUGGCUGAGUGGAAGCGGGACGCGAACCACGAUGGGUUGUUGCACUUCGAACAGCUAGUGUUCCGUUUCGAUCCCUUUAUUCAUCGUUUGAGCAACCAAAAAUUCGAUUGCAAGAAAGACCACAGCCUCGUUGCGAUUCGACAUUUUCUUGUGGCACAACAGAUACUGCUAAGCCUCUCGCAGUACAAUGAGCGACAUCGCUCGCAUGGUGCCCCACCAUCGCUCAGAGUCGACUUUGCGGCACUUGUAUUGCGGUACACGAAUCGAGCAUUGAGUAUUGCGUUGGAACAGUCUAAAACUGCAUUGUGGUGA